AUGACGGACGCCACGAACGCAGCGCGGAACCAAUCGGAGGCGUCACCGAGCAAACGCGCGAGCCGUUCGCCCGCGCGCGCGGGAUCCGUCGACGUCGAGGCGUCCGUCGUCGUGGAUUUGACGACGAGCGCGGGCGCGACGACGACGACGACGGAUAAAGCGACGACGACGUCGAAGAAGGCGGAGAGAGAGGCGGAGAAGGCGCGAGUGCGAGCGGAGAGAGAGGCGGCGAAGGAGGCGGAGAAGCGAGCGAAGGCGGAGGAGAUCGAACGCGCGCGCGAGGAGAAGGCGCGAAUGAAGGCUGAGAAGGAUGCCGAGAGAGAACGCGUCAAGGCGGCGAAGGAGGCGGAGAGAGAGGCGGAGAGAGAGGCGAAGGAGGCGGAGAAGGCGCGAAUGCGGGCGGAGAAGCUCGCGGAGAGAGAGGCGAAGGAGGCGGAGAAGAGAAGAGCUGAAGAGGAGAAGGCGCGACUCAAGGUGGAGAAGGAAGCCGAGAAAAUCGCAGAGAGGGAGGCGAAAGAGGCGGAGAAGCGAAAGGCUGCGGAAAAGAAGGCAAAGGAGGCCAAUCGUUUCGCCAGAUUUUUUACUCCAGGGAAAGCCAAGAAGAGUGAGAAGCCGGUGACGCCGAGUGUCAAAACGCCAGAAAUUUCUAGCGAGGUGCGAACGCGACUGGACAACAUCGUGCGAGCUCAUGAUGAGACGGAGAGCAUCGAUACUAUUCGGAACGAAUUGCUAUCGCGAUGGAGAUCAAAGUGCGCAAAAGCUAGUCGGUGUUUGAAGAAUAGAUGGGGUGCGCGACGAGUCAAUCCCGAGGUCGAAAUCGUAGCGGUGCUUUGUUUCGGCACAAAGAAGCGCAAACGAGACGAGAUCGAAUCUACAGUCAAGGCCGCGAGGCGCAGGCGGCUGUUCGAUAUCGACGUGGAACUGUACGAGCGACCUGCGUUUUGGGGUACUGGCCCGUUUCCGAACCGUCCGCUGAAAGCCUCGGUCGUUACUGGUCGAAACCCUUUUAAACGCGAGGCAGAUGUCGAUUACGAGUACGAUUCCGCUCACGAAUGGGAAGAAGAGGACUCUGGGGAGAGUCUUUCCGACGGAGACGAAGAGGAGGACGAGCCGAUGGCGCCGUCUGAUGACGACGACGACGGAUUCAUCGCUGGAGAAGAUGAAGCGAUUGGCGACUUUGAGAAGUUUGACGCUACCGCGAUCGGCGACGACGAAGAAACGGCGCGGCACCGAGCCACAAUUUCGAUGCUCGCCAACCGCGCGCGCAGAACAGGCGAAGCUCUGGUUAUUUCGAGUUUGCCAGCCCACUUGGAAACGAACGAGGCAGCUGAGGAUCCAGCGCUUCUUCGGGUUUUCUCGCUCGCAUCGUCAUUCUCGUCAGCGCCCCGCAUCGGUGCGCAUGCUUCGACGUCAAACUCGUCGCCCGCAACCAAGGCGCCCACAGGGAAGCCGUCUGUGCGAGAAUCUAUGAGGAAACUCAGCGCUGACGACGUCGUACAAGAAAAUCUGCGGAUGCUGGUCGAAUUUCUAUUGAAACAUCCUUCGUUGCGUGUGGGACAGGCAAGCAAGCAAUUCUUCGAAGAGGCGAUCCAUACUGUUGCGGGAUUGUCAGCUGCUGCGGUCAAGCGCAAAAUAACUGAAAUCGCGACUUACACGGCAAAAAUGUGGAUAGUGACGCAACAGGCGCUAAAAGCCGUCGGUCUCGAUGAAAAGGAAGUUAGGAGGUUGCGAGAAAACGCUGUCAGCGUCCCUCAGAGCGUUCACAAACCAGCGAAGCGACAAAAGCUGGACGAGUCCACCACUUUGGAGAACUUUUUUGGCCGCAACGAAACGACUUCGACACAGGAGCUCCCACGCACCACCGAUUCGCCAGUUUGGUUAAAAGCGAUUACGAGCGUCAGCGCCGCAAAGAAGUCGAAAGAUAAUUUAUUCGGGGUUGAGUACGUGUACCUGUUCGAUGCUGACGCUCUGCGAACGUGUGUGACACGCGGUGCUGUGCCUGAUUUUUUUGUGUCCUUCCUGAUCAAGAGCGUCGGCGUAGCUGCUACGCGGGUUUCAUUCCGGCUCGCGUGCAAACAGCUACUCGUUAGCGUGAUCCGUGCGAUGUGUGAAGCGCAAAACGGUGUCGGCAACGCGCGUAUAGGGAUGCCCUCUCAGGCCAGUAUCGAGGCAGCAUGCCACGGCACUGCGUUGCGAAAUGCGCUGAUGUCGUGCAUUGAAAACGCAGAGAAGAAUGACUCCCUGAGAUUUGCGGCGCUUGAAAUCGCUGAUGCUAUCGCGGCGUGUUCAGUCGGUCGAGAGUUCCUCGCCAAUUUUGUGUCCACGCCCGUGCUGGUUUGUUGCACUGACGCUCUGAUGAAACGAGACGAGUCAUCGAGGUUGGCGAUGCGCGUCUUAAACGCGAGUUUUGCUGACGAAACGUCCAUUGAGACGUGCUCCAUCAUGCGACCGAACGAGUUUCUCAAGCUUUCGACGCAUGUCGCGAAAAGCAUUAGGUACCCAUCGCCUUCGAUUGUUGAUUUUACUGCGUUCAUGAUGGAUGGUUUGCGCUUGCUCGAAAAGUUCUUGGGAGCAGCUCUUAGCUCGACGGAUGUGAACGCCGCCACCUCCACCGUCGUGGUGGCCCUAGAAGGGUGUCUAGUUUCACGCGACGACGCUGAGGCGCAAGCGUGGAACGAAGCUACAAUCACGAUACUGAACAUGACGAGGAGAACUGCUUCAUCGCUCGCAUUGGGGGAAGACAACACGACACGAAUACGAGACGCCUUGAACGCUCUGAGCGCAUCAGAUAAAAUUGAUUCAACAAUUCUUCAAGAAACGCAAAGCGCCUUCGAGAACGCUGUCGGAUAA
Ostreococcus tauri is the source of this 2850-nucleotide messenger RNA. RefSeq names its product Chromatin assembly factor 1 subunit A. Gene Ontology annotation, biological process: nucleosome assembly. The coding region runs from base 1 to 2850 and encodes 949 amino acids. The record is from RefSeq and is a predicted model, not a curated record. Gene Ontology annotation, cellular component: nucleus; CAF-1 complex. The transcript has a single exon. NCBI's taxonomy places the organism in Eukaryota, Viridiplantae, Chlorophyta, Mamiellophyceae, Mamiellales, Bathycoccaceae.